GGCGCAAUGUGCCUGGCAGGAGUGGCUGCCUUUCCAAUGGGUUGGGACUCCCCGAGGGUGCAGAACCAGUGUGGUGCCGACGCAGGUGUCUACUACCCCAGCAGCUGUACCGUAGGUUGGGCUACCUACCUCACCCUGGCUGCCAGCAUCGGCCUCCUCCUCUGCACCUGCCUCUCCUCCUUCGCCGCCAAGUCAACCACUACAGAAGACGUAGCAGAGGAAAUCAACAAAGGCAACAACGUUGUCUGUCUCAUAUAACAGACAAAAACUCACCUCUUGCUGGAUCUUGGAGAUUUAAUCUUUGUAUUCUCAUUCCUCAGGAAGAAAGACUACUUUCCAAUUUGGGUAAUGGAGAAGUAUUUAUUAGACUCCUUAGUUCUUUUUUUUUUUUUUUAGCAUUUGGUCUCUGCUUCAGAACGGUAAAAUAAUGUACAAAUGGUUGAUGUUUUUCUCCUUUCUCACGGAAACACAAGCUGUUUCCCUGGUAGCUGGUAUAUCAGAAGCAGAGAAUUAUCUCAUUGCAGGGAAAGCUCUACCAGUGGUCACAACUCAUGUGCCAAAGACUAUAAGGUGUCACAAAUAUUGACACACAAGUAGUUGAAGAGACAGUUACUCAUCCACUUAGUUACUCGUCCACUUAAUUACUCGUCCACUUAGUUACUCGUCCACUUAGUUACUCGUCCGCUUAGUUACUUGUCAACUUAAUUACUCGUCCACUUAGUUACUCGUCCACUUAGAUACUCGUCCACUUAAUUACUCGUCCACUUAGUUACUCGUCCACUUAGUUACUCGUCCACUUAGUUACUUGUCAACUUAAUUACUCGUCCACUUAGUUACUCGUCCACUUAGUUACUCGUCCACUUAGUUACUUGUCAACUUAAUUACUCGUCCACUUAGUUACUCGUCCACUUAGUUACUCGUCCACUUAGUUACUUGUCAACUUAAUUACUCGUCCACUUAGUUACUCGUCCACUUAGUUACUCGUCCACUUAGUUACUUGUCAACUUAAUUACUCGUCCACUUAGUUACUCGUCCACUUAGUUACUCGUCCACUUAGUUACUCGUCCACUUAGUUACUCGUCCACUUAGUUACUUGUCAACUUAAUUACUCGUCCACUUAGUUACUCGUCCACUUAGUUACUCGUCCACUUAGUUACUUGUCAACUUAAUUACUCGUCCACUUAGUUACUCGUCCACUUAGUUACUUGUCAACUUAAUUACUCGUCCACUUUGCAUAUGUUUGAUCCUGCAAUUUUUGUGAAAUACAACUUAAUACUUUUAAUAAAUAUCAAUUAAAUAUUUUUAAAAAUUUUUUUUUUUU
Molecule: messenger RNA, 1321 nt
Organism: Cherax quadricarinatus
Lineage: Eukaryota; Metazoa; Arthropoda; Malacostraca; Decapoda; Parastacidae
Source: RefSeq, a predicted model, not a curated record